UGGAUAGUGAGGUCAGAGCUCUGAUCAUCAUGUCUUUCUCCUAUCUGCUCUUGACCCUGCUGCUGGUCACCACAGUUGCAGCCUCGCACUUCUAUGGAGGCUCAAUGACCUUCAACCCUGGAAGGAACUCUGAUGGAACCUACAAGGUGGAAUUACGCUUCAAGGAGACGUACCAUUCCUGUUAUCAAGAUGAUACCUGGGGAUGCAGGUCUGGAGACUGCGGUAAUGAGAACAGUUUUGUGAUUGGUCAAGUAGAUUCCAGUUCCAAUGGUGGUAACUGGUGUCAGUCUGAGGGAGUUGUAACAAGAACUGUUUCCACCAACAACCCAUUUGAGCUGCUCAAAAGUAGUUGCUGCUGGAUCUACAACACAGUCACUAAUGUUGGAGGCUGGAGUCUUCUCACUUAUAUUGAUCUUGGAGUGAGAUCCGAUACCUCAGAGCCCAACAGAUCACCAAUAACCACCACGUUACCCUUGAUUAGAGUUCCUCAGAACUGUCCCAGGAGGUACAAUCUUUUAGCCUUUGAUACUGAUGGCGACCAAGUGAAAUGCAGAUAUGGUCUUAGACACAAUGAUGAGUGUGGAGUUUGCAACCAACCUGCUGGUUUUACAGUGGAUCAGAGUAGCUGCUCUUUGUCAUAUGGCUACACAUGGCUCCCUGGAGUUUAUUCAUUUGAGCUGGUACUGGAGGAUUUCCCCAUGCACAGAAUUACUCUCUCCUACACCAACCAACCUUCAGUGACAAGAUCUCCUAUCAGUGUCAUCAGAGACAGACGUUCUAAUAAUGGACAAGGAAUUCCAAAUCACCAACCACCUGCUGUCAACGGUGGCCAACCUCCAAAUAAUGGACAAGGAAAUCCAAAUCAACAACCACCUGCUGUCAACGGUGGCCAACCUCCAAUUACUAAAACCAUGCCAGAAACGACUACAACCACUUUACCAACUACUACAACCAUGCCUGAAACUACUACAACCACUUUACCUACUACAACUAUGCCUGAAACAACUACAACCACUUUACCAACUACUACAACCAUGCAUGAAACUACUACAACCACUUUACCUACUACAACAAUGCCUGAAACAACUACAACCACUUUACAUACUGCUACAACCACGCCUGAAAUGACUACAACCACUUUAACUACCACAACCACACCUGAAACGACUACAACCACUUUACCUACUACUACAACCAUGUCUGAAAUGACUACAACCACUUUAACUACUACAACCAUGGCAGAAAUGACUACAACCACUUUACCAACUACUACAAGCAUGCGUGAAACUACUACAACCACUUUACCUACUACAACCAUGCCUGAAACGACUACAACCACUUUACCUACUACUACAACCACGCCUAAAACGACUACAACCACUUUUACUACCACAACCACGCCUGAAAUGACUACAACCACUUUACCUACUACUACAACCACGCCUGAAAUUACUGCAACCACUUUACCAACUACAACCAUGCCUGAAACGACUACAACCACUUUACCUACUACUACAACCACACCUGAAAAACUACAACCACUUUACCUACUACUAUAA
Messenger RNA from Myxocyprinus asiaticus (Chinese sucker), 1559 nucleotides. Its product is annotated as mucin-2-like. The transcript has 5 exons. Bases 30 to 1559 code for a protein of 509 amino acids. Gene Ontology annotation, biological process: extracellular matrix organization; cell adhesion. Lineage: Eukaryota; Metazoa; Chordata; Actinopteri; Cypriniformes; Catostomidae. Gene Ontology annotation, cellular component: extracellular matrix. Gene Ontology annotation, molecular function: cell adhesion molecule binding. The record is from RefSeq and is a predicted model, not a curated record.